GGGGAAAGGUGAAUUAUUAGAGUCGUUUUGACUCUUCUGUAUUUUCUCUUGUUGGAUUCCCGUUCUCUUUUUAUUGCAAAAUCUUUCCUUAGGAUCUCAAAAUAUUAAAUGAGAAAAUAAUUGAUUAGUUUAGAUGACGUUUAUUGUUACCCAAGUUGCAAAAAGGUCUAAAACACACCAUUAAAAAUAUUGAAGUGCAAACACGUUACAUUAACAUGUUUGUUUGAUAUUUAUUUUCUUUUUAUGUUGUUAUUUGUUAUUUAUAGCAAUUUCUCUGUAAUUGAAGAAUAAAAGGAAUUGUUAAAAAUUCAAGGUAAAACGUUUAAAUAGUGGAUGACUUUGCAAACAUCGAAAAUAAUCGGCCAGUUGUUGUUUAAUAUUGAUGCAAAUCAGUCAUAAUUUUUAAAAGAUUCAAUAUGAUAGGGAAAGAAUCACAAAGUUUUAAAGAUUUUUUCAUCAAUCUUUUCAACGUAAUAAUUCAAAACAAUCCUUUUGAAUUAUUAGAAAAACCAAAAUCCACCAUUGGAAUCAAAAAUUAUCCAAACCUAAGAGAUCAUCCGUUACAUUCACCAGAAAUUUGGUUAGAAGGGAAACGAAAGGAUGAUAAUUUAAGUGGAUUGUGGAGAAUUCAUAAUAAAUUAUACGAUUUUAACGAUUUUAUUAAAAUCCAUCCCGGGGGAAAAGAUUGGUUGGAAUUAACAGAGGGUACCGAUAUAACCGAAGCGUUUGAAUCAAACCAUAUUUCAACACUACCAGAAGCGUUUUUACCAAAAUAUUUCAUUAAAACUAUAAACACCCCAAGAAAUUCGCCAUUUACUUUCGAAAAAAAUGAUUUAUAUCAAACGUUGAAGAAAAACGUGAGAAAUGAAAUUAAUAAAUCGUCGGAAUUAAUAAAAUCGUUACAAAAUAAAACGAAAUUAAUCACCGAUGGGCUAUUAUUAAUGUUUAUAUUAACCACGAGUGGGUGUUUAUUGAAAGAAAGUUAUCUUUUGGGCGCUAUCUCCGGGUUAGUUUUAACCUUAACUUCAAUUGCAGCACAUAAUUUUUUUCACCAAAAAGAUAAUUUUAGGAGGUUUUAUUUUGAUUUAACAACGAUGUCUUCAAGAUCUUGGCGAAUAAGCCACGCUUUAAGCCACCAUUUGUACACAAACACCGUUUACGAUUUUGAAAUAUCAGCGUUAGAACCAUUUUUUCAAUACUUAACAAUGAAAAAGAACAUCACCGUAAGAUAUUUAUCCUGGAUUUACACCCCAAUCGUUUAUGGAUUAUUAUAUUUGGGUUAUUUUAUAAGGAUGUGUAUCCAAAAUGUUUUAGAUAAAAAACUUUUUAACACAGAAAGUUAUCUCCCAUUUAUUUUAUGGACAUUUCUUUCGAUUAUAACAAAUCAAUCGAUAUUUGUUUCAAUAAAAAUGUUUGUUUGGGUCUACUUAGUCAGCAGUUUUUUUGUAGGGGUUAUUGGUUUAAACGCUGGGCAUCAUCACCCGGAUGUAUUUCACGAUGGGGAUUAUUUCGAGUCUAAAUCAGGGAUUGAUUGGGGUUUAUAUCAAAUUUUAGCCGCCAUGGAUAGAACUGAAACGCAUAAAUCUCAUUUUUGGGGUUUAAUUACGUUUGGCGAUCACAUAAUGCACCAUUUAUUCCCAUCGUUAGACCACGGAGCUUUAAUGUUUUUAUACCCCACCGUUGAAGACACUUUAAAACAGUUUGGGAUUAAAUUACGAACGAAUUCAACGUUUCAAGUUGCUAAAGGACAAUUUUUACAACUAUCUAAAGUUAGCGUACAAAUUUAAAUAAUUUAAAA
Onthophagus taurus is the source of this 1798-nucleotide messenger RNA. Its product is annotated as cytochrome b5-related protein-like. Gene Ontology annotation, molecular function: heme binding. Gene Ontology annotation, biological process: lipid metabolic process. The record is from RefSeq and is a predicted model, not a curated record. NCBI's taxonomy places the organism in Eukaryota, Metazoa, Arthropoda, Insecta, Coleoptera, Scarabaeidae.